Molecule: messenger RNA, 1908 nt
Organism: Prunus persica (peach)
Lineage: Eukaryota; Viridiplantae; Streptophyta; Magnoliopsida; Rosales; Rosaceae
Product: UDP-glycosyltransferase 74F2
Exons: 2
Coding region: 252-1667 (471 amino acids)
Molecular function (GO): UDP-glycosyltransferase activity
Source: RefSeq, a predicted model, not a curated record
UGAAAACACAAGAAACCUCAGGGGGUGUUAGUGUAAAUAUUGCUGAAGUGUGAGAGAAAUUAUUAACGUUGAUAUUUUAUGAUAUUAUCGAUACUUAUAUGUGUAUGGAUAUAUUCCAAAUAUUCUAUACCUAAAAAAACAAUAAUAACAUCAAUAUUUCAUCGAUAUUAUUGAUAUUUUAUUCCUUGCACAUAAUUAUAAAUUGACCAAACUCCAGAUCCAUAACCCAAAAAAAAGAAAAGAGAAGUUCAAUGGAGAAAGCACAAAGAGACCGCAAAGCUCAUUGUUUGGUCUUGCCCUUUCCAAUCCUCCAAGGCCACGUCAAUCCCAUGCUCCAAUUCUCUAAGCUUUUACAUCAUAAAGGAAUCAAAGUCACACUGGUCACAACCAUUUUUGUCCACAACACAUUAAUGCAUGGAUCAUCAGGAUCCAGCUGCAUUGCUCUGGAAACCAUUUCAGAUGGCUAUGACCAAGGCUGGAGGGAAGAAGCUGAAGGCAUCGAUGCCUACUUAGAGCGCUUCUGGCAAGUAGGACCUAAAACUCUAGGCCAGCUCAUUGAGAAGCUUUCAAACUCAGGCUUCCCAGUUGACUGCAUUGUUUAUGAUUCAAUGGUGCCCUGGUCUUUAGAUGUUGCCAAGAAAUAUGGGAUUGCUGGGGCCUCUUUCUUAACUCAAUCUUGUGCUGUUGACAAUAUUUUGUACCAUGUCCACAAAGGAUUGCUCAAACUUCCUGUUGUUGAUGACCAGUCGGAAAUUUCACUUCCUGGGUUGCCACCACUUCAAUUUUUGGACAUGCCAUCUUUUCUCUAUGAUUCUGGGUCUUACCCUGGUAUCUAUAAAGUGGUUGUGGGUCAGUUCUCCAACAUUCACAAAGCUGAUUGGGUCCUAUGCAACUCAUUUUAUGAGUUGGAAGAACAAGUGGUGGAUUGGAUGGCUACGUUUCUGCCAUUGAAGACCAUUGGACCAACCAUACCAUCCCAUUACUUGGACAAGAGACUUGAGGAUGACAAACAAUAUGGUGUCAGCCUCUUCAACACCAACAAUGAUGCCUGCAUGAAAUGGCUAAAUGAGCAGCCAAAAGGGUCGGUUGCUUACGUCGCGUUUGGCAGCGCAGCACAACUUGGAGUUGAGCAAAUGGAGGAACUGGCUUGGGGUUUGAGGAGGAGCAAAAGCAAGUUUUUGUGGGUGGUUAGAGAAGCAGAAGCAGCAAAGCUCCCAAAGGGGUUUGUGGAGGAGACAUCAGAGAAGGGUUUGGUGGUUUCAUGGUGCCCCCAGCUUGAAGUUUUGGCAAAUGAGGCUGUUGGGUGCUUCAUAUCACAUUGUGGUUGGAAUUCUACUUUGGAGGCCUUCAGUUUGGGGGUGCCAGUUGUGGCAUUGCCACAAUGGACCGACCAAAGCACAAAUGCCAAGUUUAUUAUGGAUGUGUGGAAAAUUGGGGUCAAGGCUUUGGCUGAUGAGAAAGGAGUGGUUAGGCAGGAAGAAGUAGAGCAUUGCAUAAGUGAAAUAAUGGAGGGAGAGAGAGGGAAAGAAAUGCAAAGGAAAGCCCUUGAGUGGAAAGAACUGGCUAGAAAGGCAGUGGAUGAAGGUGGAAGUUCAAGCAAUAAUAUUGAUGAGUUCAUUUCAAAGCUGGUCUUAUCAAGAGAGAAAAGGUGUGCUUGUGAAAAAUAGCAUGUGGUUUUAAGGUUAAAGUUCGAAUCAUCUCCUCUGUUGACGUCUUUUAUAAUAAAAAGAAAUAAAACUAGACAAGUGAGUCAAUUAAAAAGUAGAUUACAGAUGCUCUAAAAUGAUGAAAUUUCAUUGUAACGAGGACGGUGGAACUCAAUAUUCUGUAGCUAUUGUAUUAGAAAACCAUUGUUGAUUUACAGUGAAUACCUGAAACAAGAUGUUGGUUUAUCACUUUUUCUUUUUA